This is a messenger RNA of Apis laboriosa (Himalayan honeybee), 6040 nucleotides long. RefSeq lists its product as uncharacterized. Gene Ontology annotation, biological process: modulation of chemical synaptic transmission; presynaptic membrane assembly; neuron cell-cell adhesion. Gene Ontology annotation, molecular function: signaling receptor activity; neurexin family protein binding. Gene Ontology annotation, cellular component: postsynaptic membrane; cell surface; synapse. The record is from RefSeq and is a predicted model, not a curated record. NCBI's taxonomy places the organism in Eukaryota, Metazoa, Arthropoda, Insecta, Hymenoptera, Apidae. The transcript has 14 exons. The coding region runs from base 879 to 5429 and encodes 1516 amino acids.
GCGUGAUUUUACGCGAGAUUUUUUUACUGCGUCUUGAUGCUUGAUGUUUCCGGGUAGGACGAUACGAUACGCAACGUAAUCCAAAUAUUUUCUUUACUUUUUCUCAAGUGUUUGUCGUUAUUAUUCUCGAGUGUUUGUUACGCGUUGUUGUUCUUUGAAAAACCUAGCGCAGCAUGGAGCGAGCCUUUUCUUGCUCUGUAAUCGGCGUCAAGCAGUGAGAUGUAGCCGACCAAACUGCCGCUGUGUUUCCAUUCCUGUCAAAUAUACUUAAAGGGGACCGCGACUCAAAGGGAAAGUCAUCUCGAACUGGUGGUUUUAUUUCGGUGAUAUUAUUCCACAUACACUCUCGCGCUACAAAUUUUCGUGAAAUUUCGCGCCAAGUGUCGAAGUUCAAUAAAAGAAAUCCUUAACUCGGGGGAAAAUAUUCGUUUAAUCGUCGAUUGCUUAUAAAACACAUCGGGCGAAUAUUAAUGUAAAUAAGAAUAAAGUACAACGUGAUUGAUCGAUGAACGUGAGUUUCAACGAUCGAAAUGUGUGCAAAGCAUACAUACGCGGUGCCAAAACGUACUUGUCACGGAUUUUGGCGCGCUUGUAAAUCCAUCUUUCUAUCCAAUUAAUAUCGAGGAACAAAAGGAUCGAAGAGGAAGGAUCGAAGAGGCAAAGAGCGUGCAUCGAAGUCUGAGUUCUCGAAGGAACUUGCCCUCAUCGCAUCCGGUGAGCCGAGCGGAAGAAGCACGAGCGUUGAAAAAUUAUUUUUACCCCGGGAAUCGGUUUCGACGAGCCGUGCGUGACUCGGUCCAAAGGCGGUCCGGAGCCUGAAGAAGAUGGGCCAGUGAAAAUUCAUUGCUCCCCUUUCCGGUUGUCCAACGAUCGAACAAAUGUCGAGGAUGCUGCGGCUCGAGCUGGUGGGACUCGUGUUGCUGGCCUGCACCCAGAUACUCACGGAGCAUCGCAAUAUUUACGAAACAAGAUCGCUGUACGGUUAUCGGUCCAAGUUUCUCGAUCCCCCCGAACGGUUCACCAGAGAGGUGCGAGUGAAACAGGGUCGUUUACGAGGAAUCGUCGUGCAGCCGAGGACCAAUCACGAUCUACAGCCCGUCGAUGUUUUCCUGGGAGUACCGUACGCGGAACCUCCGGUCAAUUUCUUGAGAUUUUCGCCACCGAGAUCGCCGGAGCCGUGGCGCGGCACAAGAGAAUCGCAGGAAUUUGCACCCGUCUGCCCCCAAGUGGUGCCAAAAUUGCAGGACGAGAUGAAGCCGGUCAGAUACGAGUAUCUCGAGAGGCUGCUGCCGUACCUGAAGAACCAGAGCGAGGACUGUCUCUAUCUCAACAUCUAUACGCCCCAUCAAGCCGAAGGUCAAAAGACUCUGCGGAAGUAUCCCGUGAUGGUGUUCAUUCAUGGGGAGAGCUUUGAAUGGAACAGCGGCAACCCUUACGACGGCACUAUAUUGGCAGCUUAUGGCAACGUCGUCUUUGUCACUAUCAACUUUCGCCUGGGCAUCCUUGGUUUCUUGAGGCCCGGGAUCAGGGACGACACAGCGAGCAAUUUCGGUCUUCUGGAUCAAAUUGCGGCGCUUCUUUGGCUACGAGAGAACAUCGCCGAGUUCGGCGGCGAUCCGAACAGUAUUACUCUGGUCGGCCACGGUACCGGUGCAAUUUUUGCUAACCUGCUGCUUAUCAGCCCUGUGGCUAAUAAGAAAGGUCUCUUCAGUCGAGCUAUACUGAUGUCCGGAUCAGCGUUAAGCGCCGAUGCUAUCGGGAAAGCACCCUUGCAGAUCACCAAACAGGUGGCGCACGCCCUUCACUGCCCCACCACCACCGACAGCGAUCUGGCAAUAUGUUUGCGCGGCCAAGACGUGGACACUCUGCUGAACGUGAAGAUUCAUAAACCGAAUUACGUCCCUGCAUUCGCUCCGUUGAUCGACAACGCGGUCAUUCCGGACAAGCCUUACAACUUGAUGAAAAACCCUCAGUUCGACAGGUUCGAUCUGAUGUACGGCGUCACGGAAUCGGAGAAGUAUCACUUGUUGUCACCGGUGGAUCUGAUGCACGGGAUGUCGGAAGGGCAGAGGGAUGCGGUCCUGAAGGAACACGCCAAGGCGACGCACGAGCUUGAAGCGGAAUUAAUCCUGUCCAAGAUUCUGGAACAAUACGGCGAUUUCUCGCCAGGAUUUCAGGGAGAGUACAUGCUGAAGAAUCGCGAUCUCGUGCUCGAGGCUCUAUCCGACAGCGGUACCGUCGCCCCGUUAAUAAUGGCCGCGAAUUUGCACUCGAGGGCGAACCCGAACAGCUACAUGUACGUCUUCGCGCAUCCGAAAGCGACGCAGGAGUACUCUGGCCAACAACGCAAGUACACCGUGCACAGCGAAGAGUUGCCAUAUUUGCUGGGCGCUCCUCUCGAUGGGUUGCGCGGCCGAUACGAUAUCGGCGAAACGCUCUUCUCCGAGGCUAUAAUGAACUGGUGGUGCAGCUUCGCCUACAUAGGGAAUCCAAACGUGAAAGCAAUCUCAAAGCGAUAUCCGUACAUGAGGAAUGGACUGAAGGAAUUGAGCCAGUACGACAUCGAUUGGCCCGAGUACGAUCCUCAGAAUCAGAGGUACCUCAAUCUUACGAUUCCACCGAGCACGGGUAUGCAGUACCGACUUGCUGAAAUGCAAUUCUGGAACGAGCAUCUACCCAAAAUGCUUCUUCAUCCUGGCAAAGACAUACCGUUGCCGAUCCGACCGAAAGGGCCGAGACCGCAAAUUCUCGACAUCGCUGAUGGGAUUGGAAAGUAUGCGAAUGCGAGCAGGGAUUAUGACACGUACGGUUCCAGAUUCAAGGAGGGGAGUCGAGGCGAGGCGGAGGAGAUAUCGACGACCACUGAGAUCGCUACCUCCCCCCAAUCGUCUGAGGAGGAAGCGAUUCCACAGCCAAGCGCGCCCAAGAGUUCUUCCGUGAUCGCUAUGCUGACGGGUUUCGGCGCGUUAUUCUUGCUGAUCAACUUCACGGCGUGCCUCUACCUGUACUGCAAGAAGCAGGAGACGAAGAUGAAGGGGACAGGGGUGAAGAGGCGGGCGAGCCAGAAGGAAGGGAAGUCGGACAAGUACGAGAACCAUUACGGGGAGCUUGGUUACAAGAGCGACAGUAAACCGGAUCUGAACGACGUGAUAAAGAACGACAAGGCGUACGACAACAACUCGAACUUCGGCAGGCGGUCGAAAUUGUCGAGGCAGAGUUCCGGAUCCACCAUAGACACCCACAUCAAGGUUAGGGAGUGGAUACAACAGGAGAUAGUGCACAGGUGUUCCCCCAGGUUUCUCAGGAAGACGCGCGAAACGUUGCAAAAGGAGCAUGAGGACAAAUUGACGAAACAACAACAGCAACAAGAAGCGGAGAAGAAAAGGUUGGAGGAGGAGCUGUCGAAGGAGAGGAAGGAGGAGGCGAGGUACGAUAAAGAUCCGACUCUGAUCGUACGUCCUGGCAAGAAAUCAAAGGUCCCGAAGGUAUCGGUGGCCAUCGACGCCACACCCGCGGCAAGAACCGAAUCGAUCCUGAACCAGAUGCCUAUCGAGCUGGCGAAGGGCGUCGAGGCGGGCCUCGACCCGUUCAACAAGAGUAUCGAUUAUCCGAUGAUCGAUCCCAGCCAGUUGCAAACAGCUCCUCAGGUGGUUGUCAUAGAGCACCAUCACUCGAAAAGCGAUCCGUUACCGAUGGAAAACGUGUUGAAGAGCGUGAAACCGAAUUUCUCCACGCCGAGGAUUUACGAAUCCGAUUCGGGGAGCACGAGCAGCCUCUACGCCAAGAUUAACCCCAAGUUGAAAUCCCGCUUGCCCCGCCCCGAAUUGGCGGUGAAUCGGGAAGGAUCGGCGAUGGAUCAGACCGAGGAUAUUUACGUGAAAAUGGGGCCCAAGUUGACUACGUUCGGUUCGCCACCACCCGCGGAUACUUGCGGGGAUAUAAACGUAACCUGCAGGGAGUCCAGCCCGGAGGAGAGGGAAUGCGUGAGCCCGGAAGAAGCCCUGAGGACCAUCAAGAGGAGAAACUAUCCCAAAGUUCUGCCAGACAUCGAGAAAAGGCGAUCCCUCCCGGCGCCCAGCAGCUUGUUCGCGUCCAAACAGGGCGCCGGUUCUUUGAAGGAUUACAGAAGCGGAUUCCACUCGUCUUCGUCGUCGUCCUCUCAUCAACCCCCCCAACCCCCACCGAGGACGUUCGGCCCGUCCAAGAGCUUGGAGUUCGCCGAGGAGAGCGAGAAUCAAUCCGAAACGGAGACGAUCGUUACUAAUCUUCACGUUGGCCCGUUGCUCAGAAGGCAGGACUAUUCGGCGAAGAACAAUUCCGACCCGAGUAUCAUCGACUCUUUGGACGAAAGGAUGGACAACAGGUCGAGCAGGGUGCAGGGCGGCGGUGGCAGCGUGGACACGAUUUACUCGAGCAACGCGUGCCAUCAUCCCGGCCACGAAAUCGGCCAACCGAUUUUCCAGAGCGUGGGCAAGGACAUAGGGAAUCCGAUCGCCUUGUUGCAGUCGGGUAUCGGUAAUCCUAACUGGUACAAAUCAACUCCGACGGGGAACGGGGAUAUCUGUAUAGGGACGGCGUCCUCGGAGCCCAGGAUCACUAUCAGAGAAGUGGAGAAACAGCCUCAAUUCGGUGGCUCGAAUUGGGACACGAGGAUCCCAGGUACCGAGCCGAGAAUCGUGAUCACGCCUAGAGUCGGCAAUCUUCUGGGACAGAAUCAGAGCUUGAGCCGGGCGGUGGUGAAUCUGUCGGGCACCGCUUCCGACCAGGGGCUCGACAGAGAAAUUAAAUCCCCGCACGAGUCGAGCAGAUCCAAUACCAGCUCGAUCGAGCAACUGGAAUCGGAUUGCCCCCUAACCUCGUGCUCCUCCCCCGACUCCGGAUCGCCGAGCGGCCAACCCGGCCAAGAGCCGCGAAAGGAGCCGCGAAUAAUAAUCACGGCCAGGGACACGAAGGGUUCCUCCUCGUCCUCCUCGAGCUUGAAACAACCGAAGAUCAUCAUCAAGCCUACGUCCAGCUUGCAGAGGAGCAGGGAUCACAGGAAUAUUCCGAAAGUGUCGGCCAUCCCGCCCCCGGAGCAGAGCUGCCAGAGCGUCGAGAGGGACAAGCCCUCGGGCGAGCAGAGGGAAAAGCCACCCUUGAAGGAGAAGCCGAAGAUCACCAGGAUACCCUCGUUCUCGAGGCGCGUGGAGGAGCCCUCGGGCGGAACCGAGAGGGCGGCCAUCCCCUCGUACCCCGAGAAGGCGGAAAUCGUGCACAGGGUGGAGGCGGUGGCCAGCGGCAAAGUGGUGAACGUGACCGUGGCUUGCGAUGGGAAGUCGAGCAUUCCUACGUUGCAACGGAAGGAGGGUGAAAAGUGUUCGAGCGUCGAGUCGGGGACCGGGCCCUUGAAUACGGCCACAAUCAAAAAGAAACCGGCCAGCAAAAAGUAAAAGGAAGUAUCCGUCGUGCGCUUCUUCCACCAUUGUUCAACUUCGGACCGUUACUUUCGGCUGAGUAGUUUUCUAUGUUUCAAAUCAACUAUUCGGUCGUCCACUUGACGCUCUGAUCCUUUGCCGACCAGGAAAGGGAAAGUAAUUGGUUUCUUUCCUUCUUCUUUUUUUUCUUUUUUUUUUUUUGCCCGUCUAGGAAGAGAAGAGAUUCGUAAAGGAUAAAACAAAGGAUACACAAGAGAUAUCUUAUAGGGACCACGAAAUUGAGAUCCGAAGCGGUGUACGAUACGAAGAUCGUGAUAAGAUCGUGAUGAGAUCGAAGCGUGUUAAUUUCUAACGAUUUUUAUUGUUUUUAAAUAAUUAUUAUUUGUAGUAGAUGUAAUUUUUUCUUUUGUACCAUAUUCGGGAAUAUUUGUCCAAUCAUUAAAACGAACAAAGUCAAGUAAUAAACCGUUUGGAAUAAAGCGUUUCUUUAACCUUUAGUCGUGUAAUCGCAAUCAUCGUGCACAGUAUUAAUUUUAUAUAAACGAUAUGCCUAUUAAACUAAGAUCUAAUCUACGUUAAUUAAAAUGAUCUGUUAUAUUAUUUAACACCGUAUUUAUUUACGUAUA